Messenger RNA from Etheostoma spectabile (orangethroat darter), 2490 nucleotides. It is a transcript of the gene zmat1, whose product is annotated as zinc finger matrin-type 1. The transcript has 7 exons. The record is from RefSeq and is a predicted model, not a curated record. Lineage: Eukaryota; Metazoa; Chordata; Actinopteri; Perciformes; Percidae. Gene Ontology annotation, molecular function: nucleic acid binding; zinc ion binding. Bases 961 to 2490 code for a protein of 509 amino acids.
GCAGCCGUAUAGUGUCCUCUAAUGCCGAGACAACGUUAGCUUUUUAGCUAACUGGCUAGGCAGCUCGAGAAUCGAGUGAGCUGAUUUAGCUAGCUCCUUAGCUAAAUGCGCUAAUGUCAACUAUAUAACGUUAGCUGUAACCUUAAGAGUUUGGCUCCAUAUUUUAAAUCGGUUCGUGCGUACAUGACUCGUAAACGCUAUCGCCCACGUAAUCCUUAGACCACCCUAAAAGUGAAACCAUACAAAGUCAAGAGGUUGCUCGUCUUCCGAGGUCCGGGAAUAGUUGUCCAGUUGCUAAUUGUCUUGCGAACUAGCUAGUGCAAACUCAGCCCCAACCCAAGCAGCCUUUUGGUUUAAACUAAUGCCAGUCACAUACCAGUGGUUAAUGUUAGCUAGCAGCAAGCAUGUUUUGGUAGCGGAGGCCACACAAUAACUAGAUAUACCAUUAUGAGUGACAUUCAAUUGGAGAUUCUCUUGGCAACAGCUGGUCACUUAACUCGAACUAGUCAAAGCAAUGGACUGCAAUACACCUCUAUAGGCAAAAUAUACUGUCUAAAAGUAGUAGAAUAUAGUAAAAAUAUAUAAUAUUCUCAGGUUGGUGGUGAGUUUGAAGGAUCUCACUCUGACGUUAAAAUGGCAGUCUGUCCCUCACUUGGUGGUCUCGCUUACCAGUAGAACACUAAAACUAUAAGGGUAUGAAUAGAAAAAUCUCCUAUUCAAACAUUGUACACAUACGUUAAGAUACAGUACCCACAAUCUCUGUUCUCUUGAUAACUGCUACUGUGAUUAUCAUUUGGAGCCACGAGUGAAGAGGAGCUACUAAAGGCUCUCCUCACCGAUGACUACUGCCAUGUGUGUGAGGCUGUGCUGCUCUUUGAGUCUCAGCGGGUGUCCCACUAUGAGGGAAAAAAACACGCUCAGAGACUCAAGGUGUACCUGCAGGCCAAGAGAGGCGAAAAGAUGAACAAAGAGUCCACAGCACCCCAGCGGACAAUGACUACUGAUAAGGACCAUUUCUGUGAGCUGUGUAACAUGGUGUUUAGUUCCCACGUGGUGGCAAAAUCACACUAUGAAGGCAAAGUCCAUUCAAAAAAUCUUCGUAAACAAGGCAUUCAGCCCCCAGUUAUAGACAGGUACACAGAGGUGCAUACUUUACCAAGUCUGACUCGGGAUCCUGAGGAUGCUGACCAGAAAUCCGCCCCAAAAGGUACCAUGGAGCAUCUUCUGGAACCAACAGCCACCACAACUACCCCCAGCAACGAGGUUGAUCUGAAGGACCCUAACAAGUACUGUGCCCUGUGUGCUGCUUCCUUCAACAAUCCCCAAAUGGCUUCACAGCACUACAAUGGACGAAAACACCAGAGGAAUCAGGCUAGACAGGAGCUGCUCAAAGAGCUCAGCGACGAUGUCCAACAGGCCAACUCCCUGAUGUGUAAGAUGUGUAGCGUGCAAUUUAAUUCGGUGGAGAUGUACCAGGCCCAUGUGCAUGGAAACAAACACCAGAUUAGGGAGAAGAAGGUUGUUGACCUGUGCAAAUCCCAACAAAAAGACUACAACACAUUUGCAGACGAACUGGCAGAUUACAUUCAGGUUCAGAAGGUGCGUGGAAUCAUCCCCAAGGCCAGUCAAGUCCUCCCUCUGGGUGACACUCAAAAAGAGGAUGAUGAAGAGGAAGAAGAGGAAGCAUUAAACAAGGGGGAUAUCAUAGAACUGAACAAAACUAUGCCCAACCUCCCUCCCGCCUCUCACCCUUCUCCUCACCCCCGCCCCAGUUGUUACUAUACAGUUGAAGGGUGGUGUCCUCCAUAUCAGGGCCCUGCCUGGCCGUCCCGCGCCUGGGAUUACAACUGCCCACCCCCAGUCCUCCCAGGCUCAGACUCUCCACUGUUCACUAGUCGGCCCACAAAGAGAAAGAGGCACAGGAAGCAGUCGAGCUCCUCCUCGCAUACUACUUCAUCAUCAUCUUACUCCUCCUCCUAUAGCAGUAGCACAAGUGACAGUGAGGACAGUGAAUAUAGACGCAGAGGAAAGAGACGGAUUAGAAGAUCCAGGAGGGAAAGAGACAGGAGGCCAAGACAUGAGGACUCAGACAAGGAGGAGAAGAGGAGGAAGCAACGAAGGAGGGAAAGAGAUAAUGACUCCGACGAGAGGAGAAGAGAGGAAUCUGGAGAGUCAGAGCAAGAGAGUAGGAGAAAAAAGCGAAGAAAUCACGGCGAGCGGAGAAGGCGAGAAAAGAAAUCCCAGGAGGAGGACUCUGCAGCGGAUGGAGGGGAAAGGGUGAUGGACAAUUUAAUGCCAGAAGACUCAAUGGGCAAUAGAAAAGAGAGUGACGUGCAUAUUCAGGCUGUAAUGAAUGUUGAGCAGGGGGAAGAUGGACAGGACAAGCCAGCCAAACCUAAAUACAGGAAAGAGAAGAAGAAAACAAAGGAGAAAGUAGACACUAGGACAGAGGAGGAGAAGCUGUGGGAUGACUCCAUUCUGGGCUGCUAA